Eurytemora carolleeae is the source of this 2537-nucleotide messenger RNA. RefSeq names its product calpain-5. Gene Ontology annotation, biological process: proteolysis. The record is from RefSeq and is a predicted model, not a curated record. The transcript is spliced from 21 exons. NCBI's taxonomy places the organism in Eukaryota, Metazoa, Arthropoda, Copepoda, Calanoida, Temoridae. Gene Ontology annotation, cellular component: cytoplasm. Gene Ontology annotation, molecular function: calcium-dependent cysteine-type endopeptidase activity. Bases 83 to 1984 code for a protein of 633 amino acids.
AUUACCUGGUGUUUACAGAUUAAAAUGUGGUGAGAUAAAAUCAAUAAAACUAGUGUAUAUAUACAUCCCUUUAAUUACCAGAAUGGAACGAUAUAAAGAUCAGAACUACGCUAAACUAAGGAAGCAUCACCAGGAACUCGGAGUUCCUUGGACAGAUCCUUUAUUCUCACCUAACAAUUCUUCUAUUGGUCUCAAGAAGGUAUCGGAGCUGCGUGGUCUGGAGUGGACAAGGAUCGGAGAUAUCUGCUCCGAACCUAGGCUGGUUAAGGACGGAGUUGGCAGACAUGAUGUUAUUCAGGGAAAACUUGGUAAUUGUUGGUUUGUAGCAGCUGCCAGUGUUCUUGCAGGUGUAGAGAAGCUAUGGGAGCGUGUGCUCCCAGACCUAGAGGAGCAGGAUUGGGAUCCGGAGAACAAGGAUAAAUAUUCAGGAGUAUUUCGAUUCCGGUUCUGGAGGUUCGGAGGAUGGGUUGAGGUUCUAGUUGAUGAUUAUCUACCAACAAGGGAUGGAGUACCCGUGUUCACCUACAGCAGGGAUAAAGGGGAGUACUGGGGAGCACUCCUAGAGAAGGCAUAUGCAAAAUUGCAUGGUUCCUAUGAAUGCUUGGAUGGAGGGAAUCUCUCUGAUGCUCUGGUAGAUUUUACCGGAGGAGUAGCUGAACUAAUACAGCUCCAUUCAGAUACUGGAGACCAACUUGUUAAGGAUGAUGAAUCCAAAGCUGAACUGUUUGUGAAACUAAGCAAGGAGAUUGGAGAGCAUGCUUUAAUCUGUUGUGCAAUAAGAGGUGGAGGGGGCGCUAGUGAGGAGAGAACUGAAAUGGGUUUAGUUAAAGGACAUGCUUACGGAGUAACUGCUCUCAAGAAGGUUCCUAUUGGUUCUUCAGGACUCUCUUCACUCUUUAAAGGACGUGAGAAGAUUCCACUUGUGCGUCUCCGAAAUCCUUGGGGAGAGAAAGAAUGGAACGGGGCAUUCAGUGACAGGCUAGGGUUGGGUGGGACGGGUCGGCUCUACUCUACCAGUGAACUGACCCGUCUCUCUUCCAGGUCUCCAGAGUGGAAAAUGAUAACAGAGAAGGAACGGGAAAAGCUUGGCCUUGUUACAGAGGACGACGGAGAGUUUUGGAUGCCCUGGGAUGACUUUGUUUCUGAGUUUACCGAUCUAUCAAUCAAUCAUCUCAUCAAUACUUCACUAUUCUCAUUCUCCAAAACCUGGAAGGAGUUUUUUAAGGUAGAACACUCUUUUAAUGUUGUUAGAGAGAAGCUGGUUAUUGGGAUCCAUCUUCUGAAGGUAGAAACCAACCGAAGGUUCAGGGUUCAUGAUAAACUCAAGAACGGAGAUAUUGGGAGCAGUGACUAUAUCCGGUCCAGGCACGUGUUCUACCGAACUAGGUUGAAGGCUGGACGGUAUAUCGUAGUUCCAACAACAUUUAACCCUGGAGAUACAGGACAGUUCCUGAUCAGGUUAUUUGGUGAUGAUGUAUCUGGUUUGGUUGAGCUGGAGGGCGAUGAACCACCAGACCCUCCUUGUCUUUUCUGUGGUUGUCAAGCUAAACCUCAGAUUGUGACAAGAUUAACGAUAGAGUCGUUGGAAGGAUUACCCAAGAAAAGUAUUGGAGGUUGUGAUCCCUACUUGAUAGUUCGGUGUGAAGGAGAGACGGUUAAAUCUCCAGUAAUCAAGGAUAAUGUGUCUCCAACCUUUAAUUUCUCAACAAUUUUCUACAGAAAACUAACCCAGAAACCAAUCAAAGUUCAGGUUUGGGAGAAAGGUCUCCUCAUGGACAGUUUUCUCGGAGAAUCUCGGGUUGAGGACGGAGACGGGAGCAAGGACAGAGUCAAAGAGAACACAGAUAAUCCUUUCGGAGAAGAGGAGACAACAAGAACAGUACGUGCUGUACAGCUGUACAACCGAGGUCGGAAAAAGGAGGAAACUAUGCCAGGGACAAUAAAACUCAUAAUAGAAAGUCGGAGAGACCUCUCAGCAUUUUGAAGCGCUUCCUUUUCUUAUUUUUGAUAAUCACCGAUCUGUUUUUUUUCGCAAGCUGUCCAUUUUUUACACGGUAUAUUAACUUCAAAUUUUUUUUUUAAUCAAUAUGUAAUGUACUCAAUGUAAUGUAAUGUAACCAAUUAUGAACGUACAAUUAUUAAUCAUUUGUAAAAAAUCAUUAGAAACUUAAAAUCUCGUAAAUCUUUGAAAUACAGAACUAACUUCGUCCGUUUUACAUUAUGCACUAACAAUAUGUUUGUUAUUUUUUAUUUACAUUAUCGAUGGACCAUGAUGACUUUGUAAUGUUGACAUUUUUUCAAUUUUUUUUAUUUGCAAACCAUUGUUCACAAUUAUACAAUCAUAUAUAUGUAUAUUCAUUUGCUGUGCCUUGAAAAUUUGGCCUUAUUAAUAUGUUGAGUAUUUUUUUGUGUGUACAAUCAGAAUUAUAUUUUUUGUGAUUUUUAAACUAAUUGGUGCUAUAACUGUUGGAAUUUAACAAUUAUCAAUUUAAAAAAGUAAUCUCGUUCAAUUUAUAAUAUUAAAAUGUAAUUUGCUC